Quercus lobata is the source of this 1767-nucleotide messenger RNA. Its product is annotated as mRNA capping enzyme family protein. The coding region runs from base 284 to 1399 and encodes 371 amino acids. Gene Ontology annotation, cellular component: nucleus. The transcript is spliced from 13 exons. Gene Ontology annotation, biological process: 7-methylguanosine mRNA capping. The record is from RefSeq and is a predicted model, not a curated record. Gene Ontology annotation, molecular function: mRNA 5'-cap (guanine-N7-)-methyltransferase activity. NCBI's taxonomy places the organism in Eukaryota, Viridiplantae, Streptophyta, Magnoliopsida, Fagales, Fagaceae.
CUCACAUUCUCUGAGCCUCUUUUCCGGCUUUACUUACUUACUUGUGCCCUUCUGUCGCACUUAAGUCUGAUCAUCAAUCAACAAAACCUUCUUCAGUUUUUGUAUUCUUUGUUUCCUCAAACAAUAACCAAUUACUUGUUAUUUUGGACCAAACCCACAUUCCAUUCUUAUAUCUAACACACACACGCACACACACCAAAAAAAAAAAGUACCCAGAACUUGUUUUCAAUCGGCAACACAAAAAGCUUUGUUUUUUUUUUUUUUUUUUGGUGUUCUUUUGGUCAUGAAACGAGGGUACCCAGAAUCUCCUUCAGGCUCUGUUGGGCCACCUCAGUCCAGAUUGAAGCAUAACCCUGAAGGUGAUUCACAAUUUUUAGAGGAUGAAAGCACCAAGAUUUUUGCUCGGAAAGUGGCCGAGCAUUACAGUGCAAGGACAAAUCAGACUCUGGAAGAAAGAGAAGCUAGUCCAAUCAUCCAUUUAAAGAAACUCAACAAUUGGAUUAAAAGUGUUCUAAUUCAACUCUAUGCUCGACGAGGAGAUGCUGUUCUUGACCUUGCUUGUGGCAAGGGUGGUGAUCUCAUCAAAUGGGAUAAGGCAAAAGUUGGGUAUUAUGUUGGUGUUGAUAUAGCAGAAGGCUCAAUAGAAGAUUGUCGUACACGCUAUAAUGGUGAUGCUGACCAUCAUCAGCGUCGUAAAAAAUUCACAUUUCCUGCCCGCCUCAUAUGUGGAGACUGUUAUGAGGCUCGUUUGGACAAUGUUCUUGCAGAUGAUGCUCCCUUUGAUGUUUGCAGUUCCCAGUUUGCCUUGCAUUACUCCUGGUCUACGGAGGCACGUGCACGACGAGCCUUGGCAAACAUAUCAGCUUUACUUCGUCCAGGAGGCACCUUGAUUGGAACAAUGCCAGACGCCAAUGUGAUUAUUAAAAAACUUAGAGAAGCUGAAGGAUUGGUCUUUGGCAAUAGUGUCUACUGGAUACGUUUUGAUGAAGAAUUUUCUGAAAAGAAAUUCAAAUCUUCCAGCCCCUUUGGUAUUAAGUACAAGUUUCACCUAGAGGAUGCUGUUGAUUGCCCUGAAUGGGUUGUCCCCUUUCAUGUCUUCAAAUCAUUGGCAGAAGAGUAUGAUUUGGAGCUAGUUUUUGCAAAGAAUUCACAUGAAUUCGUGCAUGAGUAUUUGAAAAAACCAGAAUACGUGGAUCUCAUGCGGAGGCUUGGUGCCUUGGGUGAUGGUAACCAAGAUAAGAGUACACUCUCACCAGAUGAAUGGGAAGUAGCUUAUUUAUACUUGGCAUUUGUCUUGAAGAAGCGAGGCCAACCUGACCGGACACAGAUAAACAGCAAAAGAGACAGGGGGCAGAUGCAAAUAUCGAAGGAGGACAUCAUGUACAUUAGCAGAUCAUGAGGCCAAGUUUAGACAGGAUGAUAACAAUGUUUGUAAAGGCAUGGAGAAGCCUUUGUCACGGGGUGGUUUGAUGUUGAAAAGUGCUCUAUCACAAACCCCUCAUCGAAAUGGUUAAUACUAUUCAAUUUUGUUAGCCUCAAUAAUAAUGGUAGUAAUAAUCUGCCUUUGCUGCUCCUGAGAAGAUAAAGAUUAUAGUUUUUCUCCAGAUGAGGAAUAUUUUUAUAGGAAAUACACUCUGGCGAUGCAACAAUCUUGAUUAAUUGUAACAUAACUAAAAUUUGAUGUAAUUGUCUUUGACCAAGUACUACAAAUACGUCGAAAACGACAUUAUUCUUGAUGCUAUUGAUGAAUUUACCACUUUUAUUAAA